GCCACCAUGCAGUGCUUUGCAUGCUUCAUCACUCUCGCCAUAUUUGGCAUUAUCGUCAAUGCUGGGCGUAAUUUGUCCCCAAUUGAUGGCUAUAACGUUGUGGACUUCACCUGGACCGUCCAACCCGAGAUCCCCGGAAGCCUUGCCUUCAACCUUACUGGAACAGUGCAGGAUGCUUGGGAGCACAUCAGCAACACCUGGCCUGACUACCCCCGCCCCAAGAUGGACUUGGCGUUCCAUCUCAAGCCUGAGCAUAACAUGACUGAUGGUAACCUGAUCUGCGACUUUCCGGAGUGGACUGCUGCAAAGAUGUCUGCCAUCCAGGACGGAAUAGAGAGCCUGCGUCAGUUCCCUGGAAGGCCUGGCUUGCAACCUGGUCCCGGAUCUUGCGCUCGUGUCUCCUGCGCAGACUCAUCGGCCAUUUGGUGGUGCAGCGACCACCAGCAAUUGUUUCGGCUUGACAACUUCGGCUUCAUAGCCGAUGGUGCCAACGACAUCAUUCUCAACUGCAUUGUUGAUCGUACCGAAUCCCAGGAUCCAGAGGUCCAGGUUUGGACCAAAGGCCAGAUCUUCUUGGACGACAACUGGAAUGUGAUCAUCAGGGGUGACGAGGACGACUGCUAG
Diaporthe batatas is the source of this 624-nucleotide messenger RNA. RefSeq lists its product as uncharacterized. The transcript has 5 exons. The coding region runs from base 7 to 624 and encodes 205 amino acids. The record is from RefSeq and is a predicted model, not a curated record. Lineage: Eukaryota; Fungi; Ascomycota; Sordariomycetes; Diaporthales; Diaporthaceae.